Salvelinus fontinalis (brook trout) is the source of this 4549-nucleotide messenger RNA. RefSeq names its product tumor necrosis factor receptor superfamily member 14-like. The transcript has 6 exons. Gene Ontology annotation, molecular function: protein binding. Bases 2794 to 3297 code for a protein of 167 amino acids. Gene Ontology annotation, biological process: defense response to Gram-negative bacterium; positive regulation of peptidyl-tyrosine phosphorylation; defense response to Gram-positive bacterium. Lineage: Eukaryota; Metazoa; Chordata; Actinopteri; Salmoniformes; Salmonidae. Gene Ontology annotation, cellular component: external side of plasma membrane. The record is from RefSeq and is a predicted model, not a curated record.
CCAUUUCUCUUGACCUUACAAAGGCACCCUUUGCCAGAUCCGUGUAAAGCUGUUCUAAUUCUAGUUGUAAAGACUUAAAUACAGACUCUUCAACUUGAAUUUUCUAAAGGUAAUCUGUCAAGCUUGCUCAUCAAUUUGAAAAAUUGCCAAAUACUUCCAUGACCCAAGACUUUUCUUGCAAAAAUAUUUUUGGCUAACAAUUUGAUGUUUCACAUGAGAGUAGGCUCUUUAAGUGUGUUUCAUCUCCAAUAUCCUCGAGUACCUUUUUUAGAUUUGUUUUUAGUAGCUUGCAAAUUCAGGGAAAUCAAGUGAUCAGGAAAGGGAGUCAACUGAUGAUCUACAUCUAUAACAAAAUGGGGGAAAUUAGGAAUAAAUCUAUUCUAGAUUUACGUAACAUAGUUUUGUUGGUCCAGGUAUAACCAUUUGUAUCCGGAUUGAAAUAACGCCAGGCAUCAUCAACAGAGAUCCUUGCAUAAUGUAGUGAUGAUAUUGCUAUUUUGAAGGCUUUGACUCGUUCUAGGAGGAAAACGAUCAACAGAUGCAUCAGGUGUUUAAUUAAAAUCCCUUGAAAUAAUUAGAAAAGCCUCUGAGUAUUUGUUGCAUAAAUCCUGUACUUUUAUGGUAAAUUGGGUAAAAAUUGUCUUAUUUGGAGCAUGUGAGUUAUGUCCAUAUACAUUACAAAUGAUGAAAAUAGCAUUGUCAAGUUUUUUUAUUUUUAUUUCACCUUUAUUUAACCAGGUAGGCUAGUUGAGAACAAGUUCUCAUUUACAACUGCGACCUGGCCAAGAUAAAGCAUAGCAGUGUGAACAGACAACACAGUUACACAUGGAGUAAACAUUAAACAAGUCAAUAACACAGUAGGAAAAAAACCAAAAUGAGUCUAUAUACAUUGUGUGCAAAAGGCAUGAGGUAGGCAAUAACUAGGCCAUAGGAGCGAAUAAUUACAAUUUAGCAGAUUAAUAACACUGGAGUGAUAAAACAUCAGAUGAUCAUGAGCAAGUAGAGAUACUGGUGUGCAAAAGAGCAGAAAAAUAAAUAAAUAAAAACAGUAAGGGGAUGAGGUAGGUAAAUUGGGUGGGUUGUUUACAGAUGGACUAUGUACAGCUGCAGCGAUCGGUUAGCUGCUCAGAUAGCAGAUGUUUAAAGUUGGUGAGGGAAAUAAGUCUCCAACUUCGGCGAUUUUUGCUGUUUAACAGUUACUAUGACCCAUCUCCCAUCCUGUGAAGAUGUGGAUUCAAGAAUGUCACCUUUAAACUUGUAAAUAAGUGUCAAAAUACCAGCAGAAUGAUUUGAUGCAUGACUGAAAUAGACCAUAUCUCCCCAUUGUGAUUUAAAUUCACUCACCCGAAAUGAGUUUCCUGCGUUUACAAUAUAAAAAUAAGGCUUUCCUUUUUGUAAGAUCUCUCAAACCCCUAGCAUUCAGACUAACGAUAUUGAGUUGAAAACGAACUCCUGCAUUUAAAAGAAAGAACACAAAUUAGAUAACAGAAGUGGUAAUGUGAACAAUAAAACAGUGAAGCUUGAGGGAUUACUCCGACGGAAAAUUACGCACAGUUGAGGUAGCGGUGGUUAACAGUAAAAAUAUGUUCAUUUCCUUUUGGCAAGUGUUCAUAGGUUAACUUAGUUCAAGCGGUACAUUUACUCAUGGCAGUACGCACAGUUCCAGUUCAGUUAAUGUCAGUUACCCAGUAAUCAUUUCUUCGAUAAACGCGUGUGGGCCCUUGAACCCAGCCUUCUUUUCCUCUCGUCGUGCCUUGCCUUCUGUAUAAACGGUAUCAGAGCCUCUUUGAUGCGGAGCUUCUUCUCGUCCAGAAACUUGUUCCCCGUGGUCAUUUUCCAGAUUAUGUCCCUGGAAUGGCGCAUAGUUAAGCGCAAAAUGAUAUUGCGAGGGGGUCCAUCAUAUCUUCGUUUCCCAAGUCGAUCACGUCUCUUAGCUUGUCUUUGAUGCACGGAGUCACCUUUCCCAGGAUAUUAAUGACUGCUUCCCUAAUAUUCCUCUACCUCUUUUACACCUUGGAUUUUCAGAUUCCACCUGCGAGAGUACCUUUGAAGUUUAGCUACAUUCUCACAGCUCAUUAUUUGGGGGUUGCCGUUUCUUAAACUCAUUCUCUAGGAACGUUAUCUUUUGUUUUCGCUCACAAUUUUGUGAAGCUGACUGACAGUUUCUGACAAAUGAUCGAUCUUCUUUGAUGUUUCUUCGGUGGCCCGCUCUAUGACACACUGGGGAACGUGGCGUCUUGUUUAGUAGACAGGGACUGGAUUGCAGAGAAAAGUUCAGACAUGGAAAUGUCCUAUUACUUUUUUCACCGGUGGAUUUUUAAUUGGAGUCUGAGGUAAAGAGGUUGCAAGGAUUUCAUCCUGGUCAGUUUUGUUCUUUUUCUUGCUUGAGCUCGCAGCAUCUUGUGUAUCCAUGCUGCUUUGGUUCUCGUCGGGGCUAACUAGAAUGUCUGCCGUCUUAUGUGAGGCUUGGAUAUUCCGUUUACUAUUGUCUUUCUGUCGUGUUCUUCCCAUUCAACUUGACAAAAACGAAAUCUAAACGUAUCCUAAGCCGCUAAAACAAGUUGUAGUUAGUUUCUUUCAACAGUGAUAGCCAAUGUUAACUGUUAACCACCUAACCCCCAAUGUUGCUUUGACAAGCGCGAGAACACGCCCUCUCACAGCGACGCCAUCUUGGACACCCUGAGGAAUCAACUUCCAGACUGCGGUCUGUUCAUCUCAAUACUUCAAAACUACUAAGUACUUCACAAGUCCAGUAUGUGGGUCUUCCAGUGAGUUGGAGAGGAAUGAGGAACCAUGGGACAGUUUGAAACCUUGACAUGGACUAUACCUAUUAUAUUGGUGCUUGAAUGCAUUGGAUCCUGUGUUGCAUGUGGUAGAGCCGAGUACAGAAUAGGGGAUGAAUGUUGUCCCAUGUGUUUAAAAGGAUAUCGUGUACAUAGUCAUUGUACUAAAUCUACAUUCACCCCCUGUGAGCCCUGUAUUGACUCCACGUUCCUUGAUGAGCCCAGUGGUAAAACAACAUGCAACGACUGUACCACAUGUGAUCCAGGUUUGGGUUUGAAGGUAAAGCAGUCAUGUACACCUUCAUCAGACACUGUCUGUGGGACACUGGAGGGGUUCUACUGUCUAGACCCAACUAAGGAUGGUUGUAGAGCUGCCCAGAGACACAGCAGCUGUAAACCUGGUCAAUACAUCAGCCACACAGGAACAACAUCUACAGAUACUGUGUGUUCUGACUGCCCUGGUAAAACUUAUUCAGAUGGAUCAUUAACAUCUUGUCAGCCACAUACAGAGUAAGUGUGAACAUGAUUAGUUAGUUCAAAAGGUUAUUCCCCUGAAGAUAUAAAUACAUGGUAGAAAGGGGACUUCCGAGGGGACGUCCGAGGGGACGGUUUAAAGUUAUACUGUUACAUAUACAUAUGAGAUGAGUAAUGUAGGGUAUGUAAACAUAAAAGUGGCAUAGUUUAAAGUGGCUAGUGAUAGAUGUAUUACAUAAAGAUGGCAAGAUGUGUAACAGUAUAACUUUAGACCGUCCCCUCGCCCCGACACGGGCGCGAACCAGGGACCCUCUGCACACAUCAACAACAGUCACCCACGAAGCGUCGUUACCCAUCGCUCCACAAAAGCCACGGCCCUUGCAGAGCAAGGGGAACCACUACUUCAAGGUCUCAAAGCAAGUGACGUAACCGAUUGAAACGCUAUUAGCGCGCACCACCGCUAACUAGCUAGCCAUUUCACAUCCGUUACAGAUGCAGUAGAUUAUAUAGAGUACAGUAUAUACAUAUACAUUAUAUUAAGUGGCACUGUUUAAAGUGGCUAGUGAUACAUUUUUGAUCAAUUCCCAUCAAUUUCCAUUAUUAAAGUGAGCUGGAGUUGAGUCAGUAUGUUGACAGCAGCCACUCAAUGUUAGUGGUGGCUGUUUAACAGUCUGAUGGCCUUGAGAUAGAAGCUGUUUUUCAGUCUCUUGGUCCCUGCUUUGAUGCACCUGUACUGAACUCGCCUUCUGGAUGAUAGCGGGGUGAACAGGCAUUGGCUCGGGUGGUUGUUGUCCUUGAUGAUCUUUAUGGCCUUCCUGUGACAUCGGGUGGUGUAGGUGUCCUGGAGGGCAGGUAGUUUUCCCCCAGUGAUGCGUUGUGCAGACCUCACUACCCUCUGGAGAGCCUUCCGGUUGUGGGCGGAGCAGUUGCCGUACCAGGCGGUGAUACAGCCCGACAGGAUGCUCUCGAUUGUGCAUCUGUAGAAGUUUGUGAGUGCUUUUGGUGACAAGCCGAAUUUCUUCAGCCUCAUGCUGUCUGUGUGGGUGGACCAAUUCAGUUUGUCCGUGAUGUGUACGCCGAGGAACUUAAAACUUACUACCCUCUCCACUACUGUCCCGUUGAUGUGGAUAGGGGGGUGCUCCCUCUGCUGUUUCCUGAAAUCCACAAUCAUCUCCUUUGUUUUGUUGACGUUGAGUGUGAGGUUAUUUUCCUGACACCACACUCCGAGGGCCCCAUAUAUGUCCUGGUUGGAACUGUUGCUGUUAAAAUACAAUAAAUAAUUUUCAUUCUGA